Messenger RNA from Spathaspora passalidarum NRRL Y-27907, 3491 nucleotides. RefSeq lists its product as uncharacterized. NCBI's taxonomy places the organism in Eukaryota, Fungi, Ascomycota, Pichiomycetes, Serinales, Debaryomycetaceae. The record is from RefSeq and is a predicted model, not a curated record. Gene Ontology annotation, cellular component: ubiquitin ligase complex. Gene Ontology annotation, biological process: protein polyubiquitination; protein monoubiquitination. Gene Ontology annotation, molecular function: ubiquitin-ubiquitin ligase activity. The coding region runs from base 1 to 1533 and encodes 510 amino acids. The transcript has a single exon.
AUGUGUGCUCCAGCUUAUGAUUGCAAACAAUUUAACCGCCCUGAUUUUCAAGAUCCUUACUAUUGUGAUGAUGAUGAUGAUGAUGAUGUGCAAAGUAUCCUCAGUAUUCCUGAAGAAAGCAAUGUGUUGCCGUCAUAUUACAUGUAUAAAUCAGUUGUACAUAACAAAUUCAAAUACUUAUCAGGUCCUCCUAGCUACAGUCUGCUUCAUGAUGAAUCUUCGGACUUGAUGCAAAACUCUAACCCCCUGACAGUCUCGGUGGCUACUUCAAUCUCAAGCACAUUACAAUCUUUGACCAGCACUAACAAAAUCAGCUUGGAAGUUCGCUUCGAUCAACCCUCAAAUCAUGACUAUAAACAAGGAGAAACUAUUCUGGGCCAUCUCAUACUUCAAAACACAUGUGAUUCUCCAAUUAACUUCUCCACUAUAUACAUUUUGCUUGAGGGAAGUAUAUCCUUUGCCGAAACCAAAGCUAAAACUUUCUUAUCCAUGGUUGACUUUGAUAGUGUUAUUUGUCCACUCCUUCAUAUUGACGCUAACCUGAUUCACAAGCACCCAUUCACUUUUAGAAUUCCCAAUUAUUUAUUAGAUAGCGAGUGCGCUCAUGUAUCUAACCAUUUAGAGAUUCCUCCUACAACACACUACACAAUGUUCUGCAAUGCAGAAGUAAAGUACAAUCUUUCUGGGUAUAUAUUGCGGCAAGAGAAUUGUGAAUAUGUCAAUGUUGGAGAAAUUCAAAAAGAAGUUUCAAUCAUUCCCCAGUACACAAACGAAGAACAUAUUAAUACAAACUAUGAAUCCUUGUUGAGUAAGUUAUUAGACGAAACUAUCUACAUUAAUAAGGACAGAUUUAAUCAAAUUAUGUGCAAUUUGAGAAUAACCCCAUUGCAAAAUAAACAGGUUAUUACUGGAAAUAGCAAAGUUUCCAGUGUUAAAUUUGAUGCCAACCUUUUACAAGGUCUUAAAGUUAAAUAUGUCCCCGCCAUUCCAGGCCACCCUGACUUGAAUCAAACCUUGAGCAUACCGAUAGAGUUUAAGUCGACCAAAGGUGGAGAAGCUCCUUCUAUAAAGUCUAUCAGUGCCGAAUUGGUUGCUGCUACCGGGAAAACGUAUGCUUCUUGUCCCGUUUAUAUCGAUGAUUCCAUGUUAUUUGAAUCGUUUUCUAAUCGAAAAUACAAUGACAUAGUAGUUAACCCUAUUAUUAAAAUGAAGGGUGAAUUGUAUAGAUUAAGCCAUGAGUUAGACAAUUCGGGGCUAAAGAAAUUACUCAGAUUUCAUAUUUAUUAUUCCAAUUUCGCUAUUCCAAAAGUUGAAUACCUGAACAAAGAAAUUAAGGUGAAUCUUAAAGGAAUGUAUCGUUCAUUGGGUGACAAAUCUCGAACCAGGAACGUGUACGGUGGGUUUAAUCUCACUCCUAAUUUUCAAAGUUGUCAUAUGGUAAGACUGUAUUAUUUACAUUUGGUGGUUAAGUUUGACUGGAAAUCCAAGAAUAAUGUGGUUAUUAAUAUUCCUGUAAAGGUGGGCCGCUAUUGAAAAGCCUUUGCAAAGCAAAGGUAAUAUUUAUUUGCUUAUUUAUUUGUAACAAUAUCCUUCCUCGCCCACAUUAAGUGCUAUCAACGGGUCGACUAUGAGUAUACUAAACAUUACGGAACCAGUUCGUUGAAAUAUAAAUCUAUAUCCUUGCUAUUUGUAAUAAACAAGGUUCUAAAAUAUUAUUGACUUAGGAAUGGUGAUAACUCUAUUAUCAUAUAAUUAGUUUCUUAAAUAAUGCAGCAAAAGUCUAACCUAACGGCCAAACUUUUUCAAUUCCCAAUAACGUAACCCGGGGUAUACAAUUCCACUAAAUCCCAUACACAACCACAUAGCGAUAUCACCACCAUAUUCACCUCCAAUUCUAGUAGCAAUUGGUCCUAUCCAGUAAGUUUGCGACAUACCAACAGCGGCACCAGUAGCACCAAUGAUAAAGGAAGCAGUUGCAGCCAAGCCUCUUGUCAAUUUAUCAUAAUCAUUCCAGAUCUUAAAGUUGUAGUGUUGAUUGCGGCGUAAUUCUGAAGUACCAUAACUUCUUUCCUUUUCCACUUCUUGCUCUUCAGUUGCAGGAAAUUCGAAUUUAAACAAAUACUUGAAUCUAUCAGUUCUGAAGAUUGUGUUUUCUUCAAGUAAAAUAAUAAAAUACAUCGAGAUCCAAUAACCAACCAUAGGUAAGAAAUUACCUAAAAUUGUAGCAAACUGAUCCCUUCCAACAAGGGCACAAACUAAGUAGAUGGCAGUUAAUACAAAUGCCCAAAACCAUCUGGGAAUACGAGCAAGGAAUCUACCAGCCAAUUGAACACCAAAUGCAGCGGAAUAUGUGUUAAGAAUGUUGUUGGAAAUCAAAGAAAGGAAAAUCAAGAUAAGAAGGAAUUUUCCACCCCCACCCCAUGGCUUGAAUGCUUCGUUUAAAAGACCACCCAUUCCCAAUUUUUCAUAUGCAUCUCCCCAGGGUUGAUAAGUAAGUGCUACGUUACCAAUUAAUAAACCAGCAACACCAACAAAGGUAGUUGGCACUGCAAUACCAAUGAAUGUGAUGGUGUAUACUUCCAAAUCUGGAGUGUUUUCUGGGAAAAUGAUGUAAUAAUCGGAAGCAAUAGAGCCCCAAGUAGAAGUAAUGGAAUAACAUAAUGAGAAGAAUGAUAACCAAUUACCUUUAAUUGUGGCAGGAUCGGUUAUGGCAUCUUCUAAAGUCAAGUAGGAAAAUUUCUUAGAUGCAACAACAUAUAAUAAUAAAAAUGCAAAGUUAACUGGUAAACUUAAGAAUGUUUCCACUUUCAAUAAUUGCUUAAUACCUCCGAUUGCAACAACAAGUGAUAUACCAGCAAUUAUAAUGAUUCCUGCCCACACUGGGAUUUUUUCAUUUGAAAGAGCUGCCAAAAUCUGACCACCAACAACACAAUUGACAACUGACCAACCCAUAACACCAAUAAUACUGACAAACGCAACUAACUUAACAAACCACCACCCGAAAAGGAAACGAGCACUAACCAUUUGUCUACAUCCUGAACGAGGUCCCAUUAAGGAGCAAUACGCAGCAAUGGCACAACCUAAUAUUUGACCUACUGUUCCUGCAAUCAUAGUAUUCUUUAACCCAAGCCCAAACAAAAGUGGACCCAAGUAGAACGAAGACAUAGAAGAAAGACCACCACAUGCUGACAACCAAAGACCCAUGACACUAAUUAAUAAUUUGGUUCUGUUGGUUGAUCUUUCGUAAGGUUCGAUUCUUUCGAUACCUCUAGCUUCAACCCCUAAGGCAUCAAGUUUACGGGAAGCUACUCCAAGGUAAUGGAACAUGGAAUGAAAAAUGGAAUUUUUAUUCUCAUCGGAACUGACAUCUUCCAUAUGACCUGCCGGAAAAUGGUUUGCUGCUGAAGUUCCUGUUAGGUCCACCUCUGAGAUUUUCUCUGUCUGCUUCUUGCUCAUAGCCGUUUGCUCUAUAUGUACUAGUGAUGCAAAAU